Molecule: messenger RNA, 3601 nt
Organism: Gadus chalcogrammus (walleye pollock)
Lineage: Eukaryota; Metazoa; Chordata; Actinopteri; Gadiformes; Gadidae
Gene: nup160
Product: nucleoporin 160
Exons: 28
Coding region: 1-3054 (1017 amino acids)
Cellular component (GO): nuclear pore
Molecular function (GO): structural constituent of nuclear pore
Source: RefSeq, a predicted model, not a curated record
AUGAAGGGAACCAAGGGUAACCUGGGUAACACAGCGGGCCAGUGGAACAAGGUCUUUGUCCAGCCCCCCCCAGAGGAAGAAGUCCAGAUCGGCGCCGACCAGGACCCCCGGGAGACCUACCUGGAUGUCCUCUUCUCUCCUCUACGCUUCACAGCCUCAGCCAUAACCAAAGCUCUGCAGAUCUACAGGAGAGGAUCAGAGAGGAGCGUGGACCUCUCCUGGGAAGCACUGAAGAGGGAGGUCACGCUGGCAGUGGAGAAUGAGCUUCAGAGCAGCGUGACCGAGUUUGAGUUCUGCCAGGAGGAGUACCGACAGCUGCAGGUGGAGUUCUGGUCCAAGUUUUACGCCUGCUGCCUCCAGUACCAGGAGGCCCUGGCCCUACCCCUGGGCCUCACGGUCAGCCCUCACACCUCCAUGGUCUGCCUGCUGAAGAAGGGUUUCGUGUCCUACCUUCUGCCCUGUUUUGCCGUGGAUCACCUCUACCUGAGCUGUGACGAGUACGUGUUCUCGGAAGAGGAGACGGCCAUAACGGACGAUCCAGAGGUGGGGCGGGACGUGCUCCAGCUGGUCCAAUGUCUGCGCCUGGUGAGCGACUCUGUGUCGGGCGACAUGGCGUACGAGAUGGAGAAGGCUCUGGAUCAACUGCAGUCACCAGAGCGGGCGGCGGAGCUCGUCCUGGAGAACAUGCUGGCCAACGACAGCGACAACGUCAUCGAGGACAUCCAGGACAAGCUCCAGGACGUCAGAAACCCCGUGGCGGCCAUGAUGGUCCUCCUCCGAGAGAUGGACCUGGAGUCGGACGCAGAGCUCGGGACAGAGGCGACCCUGGCACCAGGCCAGAGUCUCCCGGUGCGCCUGGGCCUGUCCCAGCUGUACAGCGGCAGCGUGGCCGUCAUGGUGGCGUGCCAGGCCGUGUGUCAGAUGGCCAUGACCAGGGCUCUGUUCUGCAGAGACCUGCUCAUCCUGCAGAAGCUCUACCUGCGCCUGGGCGACAACGUGUUCCUGAGGGGCGGGUCUCAGUUACUCCAGCUGCAGCAGGACCUGAUCCCCCGCAGCUCCCACCUGCUGUCCUCCUACCACCUGCUCAAGCACACCAGCCAGAGCCUGGCCUCCUCCGUCCCCCUGGACAUCAUCGACGCAAACCUGCAGCAUCUCUCUGUUCUGGAACUGUCCGACACCCCCACUCUGAGCAGCAACAGAUCAGUGAUGAGUCCCCAGACGGUGGUGGGGCUCUUCUACCAGACGGUGGCCAGGAAGACCAUCAUCUCCCAGAUCUACGGCCAGCAACAGAGCGCCGCCCCCAGCCCUGCCUUGCUUCACUGGCCCCAUAUGGUCUCCAACGUGGUCCACUUGCUGGCCCAGCUCCUUUGGCCCAGUAACCCUAGCUUCCUGUUCCCAGAAUGUCUGAUGGCUAACUGCCAGUAUACCCAGCUACAGGAGUACGUGAGGUUGAUUGGACCAUGGUGCCAGACGAAUGUGGGUUCCUGUCGCUUCAUGCUGGGACAGUGUUACCUGGCCAAUGGAGAGGGGCAGAAGGCUCUCGCGUGCUUCCAAGAGGCGGCCAGUGAGGUGGAGAAGGAGGAGUUCCUGGUGCGACUGACGGGCACCGACGAGGAAGAGGCCGCCACCAGCCCCAGACUACAGUACUACAACAAGGUACUUCGGUUGUUGGAGGAUGUUGGCCUUCCAGAGCUAGUCAUCCACAUGGCCACCCUGGCCAUAACGGAGGCUGGCACUGACGUCAGGAGUGAGGCGGCACUGCGGACACGCAUCUUCAAACACCACCUGGAUCUGAGCCACAACAGCCAGGCCUACGAAGCGCUCACACAGAACCCUGACUCCAGCAGGAGGCUGGACUGUCUCCGUCAGCUGGUGGUGGUUCUCUGUGAGCGUUCCCAGCUCCAGGACCUGGUCCAGUUCUCCUACGUCGGCCUGCAUGAUGAAGUGGUGAGCAUCAUCGAGUCUCGGGCGCGGGCCGUGGACCUCCUGGCCCACAACUACUACGAGCUGCUGUACGCCUUCCACAUCCACCGUCACAACUACCGGAAAGCGGGGACGGUGAUGUUCGAGUACGGCAUGCGCCUGGGUCGGGAGGUGCGCACCCAGCGGGGGCUGCAGAAGCAGGUCAACUGCUACCUGGCCGCCCUCAACUGCCUGCGCCUCAUCAGGCCCAAGUACGCCUGGAUCGUCCAGCCCAGCGGCGCGGCAGAGUGCGAGCGGCCCGGAGCUUCCCCCAAGAGGACGUACGACGGCGAGUUUGCCGCGGAGCCAGUGAAGCGACAGGUGGACAUCCUGGAGUUGAAGGACCUGGAGAAGGAGUACAACCUGGCCCGCAGCCGACUCACACUGGCAAAGCACCACCCGACGUCCGCCGGCAUCGCAGGAAGCGCGUCUGCAGGGGAGAUGGUGGCUCUGCUGGUCCAAGCAGGCCUGUUUGACUCCGCCCUGUCGCUCUGCCAGACCUUCAAGCUCUCCCUCACACCCAUCUUUGAGGGCUUGGCCUUCAAAUGCAUCAAGCUGCAGUACGGUGGUGAGGACAGCCAGAACGAAGCCUGGGGCUGGCUGGCGGCCAACCAGCUCUCGACCAUCAUCAACACCAAGGAAUCCAGCGCCACAGACGAGGCCUGGCGGCUCCUGGCGUCCUACCUGGAGAGGCACGCCUCCCCCAGCGCCCAGCACCACCGCGACGUCAUCAACAAGCUGCUGGUCCACGGCCUGCCUCUGCCUGAUUGGCUGAUCAACGCUUACAAGGGAGUGGACGCAGCCUCUUUGCUCCGACUGUACCUGAGGUACGACCUGCUGGCGGAGGCGGCGGAGCUGGUGCUGGAGUACGUGGACGCUCUCCUCGGGAAAGGUCACCAGUACUUUGGCAUCGAGAUGCCUCUAUCAGCCACGGCUCCGUUGGUGUGGCUGCCUUACACGGCGAUCGACCAGCUCCUGCAGGCUCUCGGGGAGAGCCAGAUCAACGCCAGCAUGUGCAACAAACUGCAGGAGAAGCUGGAUCACUAUCACAAAGUACUGGACCAAAGCACGAGAAGAAGGAUAGCCCAGUAGUGUCUCUGGAGUCUCCCUGUGGAGCUUCCCCUCGUGUUGACCACGCUAGUACGGUGCUCAAGACAUCCUCGGCACCAAAACAAAAUGGACACAUGUUUUCCCUGCUCAAAAAAAAAAGACUGUAUGGAUUUCAUAACUUGUGGUUAAAAACUGAAUGAGCUCAGGUGUUGUAUCAACAGAGGAGCCGGAGACAUCCCAGUGUCUAGGUCUUAUUGUAAAUACUGUCUGAUGCACCUCGAAGGUUGCCUUUAUGUUGUAUGAUUGCUUAGGUUUUUUAUAUAUACAUAUAAAGAAGUUUGUUGUUAUAAUUGUUUUUGUAAGCUGCCUUGAUCUUUUUCUAUCAGGGUUAUAAAUUGUCAAAAAAUGCGAAUAAAGUGUGCUUGAAAGUCUUGUUAGAACAACCCCUUCAUAUUCUUGCAACGCUUAGAAUAACUUUUGGUGAUAUUUAUUUAGUUGACGUCUUCUUGUCACAAGGUUAUGGAAAUAAGGCCUUGGCUGAGCUGAGAGGGUAAUACAAUAAACACACAAGUGAGACAACCCAUAAUAA